CCAGAAGACUGACAAUGAACAGGAUAAAUUGUACUUCUUGGAACAGUAUACAGCCGGUGAACCCCAAGAGCUUGUCCGCAGCUGCACUCAUAUGACACAAAGCAAAGGCUAUCUUGAAGCAAAGCGGCUACUUAAUAAGCACUACGGGGACGAACUACGGAUUGCCAGCGCGUACAUAGAUAAAGCACUAACAUGGCCACAAGUGAAGUCUGAGGAUGGAAAGGCGUUGAGUGCUUAUGCAAUGUUCCUAAUUGGAUGUCUCAACACCAUGAUGGACAUUGAAUACUUAGACGAGAUGGACAACCCUACCAAUCUACGGACAAUGGUGUCAAAACUGCCGUACAAAAUGAGAGAACGUUGGCGGGCUGGAGCUUUUGAUAUCAAAGAGCGAAGUGGCAGAAGAGCGAAGUUUGCUGACUUGGUGAAAUACAUCGACCGUCAAGCUAAAAUAGCAUCAGAUCCCCUCUUUGGUAAUAUACCAGACAGCCACCCAUCUACAAGUGGAAAAACAGAACAGAAAGGGAGGUAUCCCCCAAAGAAAGAAAUACGUGGAAGCAGCUUCGCCACCAAUGUUUCAGCAGAAAGCAAAGUGCCUCAAGAAAUGCAUGCUAAGCCAGCGAUCUCAAGCAAAACCACAAGUGCCUUUGAUAAGCCGUGUCUGUACUGCCAGCAGCCUCACACUCUUGCUGCAUGCAGUAAAAUCAAAGCUCAACCACACAAAGAACGAGUGGACUUCUUGAAGUCAAAGGGAUUGUGUUUCGGAUGCUUAAUGCCUGGCCAUCUCAGCAAAUUCUGCAAAAGAAGAAUUGAAUGUAAAGAAUGUAAGUUGAAGCAUCCGGACAUUCUGCACAUAAUCAAAGAAGGAUCUGCUGUGCCUGAAAAGAAAGAAGAUGCUCAUGGAAGCCAAGUAUCAUGUGCUCAGGUUUCUGUCCAACAGGAGUCUUGUAGCCUCACAGGGGCCGGAGAAGCUGAAUGUGUGCUGUCAAUAGUACCGGUGAAAAGCUCAUGAACAGUUUAGCUAUCUCAGACCUUGAGGUGUGUGGAUGGGAAGACACCAGCUUCAUUGACCUGCCGAAGGUGUUCACACACAGAAACAUACCUGUGCACACUGGAAACAUACCUAAGCAGUCAGACAUCCAGAAGUGGCCUUACCUCAGAGAAGUGAGCUUGCCAGAGAUAAAAGCUGACAUAGGCCUACUUAUUGGAGCCAACUGCUCGAGAGCAAUGGAGCCAUGGCACAUUAUCAACAGUCAAGAUGGAGGGCCGUAUGCUGUCAAGACCGCCAUUGGCUGGGUGGUGAACGGACCCGUAAGAAAAGAACUAAAAGACGAAGAGAGUGAGUCACCUCAUCUUUCAGUGAAUAGGAUCUCCGUGAUGGAAAUUGAGAAACUUCUGGUUGAACAGUACAACACUGAUUUUCCAGAGCGAAAGUACGAUGACAAAGAAGAGAUGUCCCAGGAAGACAAACAGUUUUUGCAGUCUGUGCAGAAGACAACAACAUUCGAGAGUGGGCAUUACUGUGUUGGAUUGCCACUCAGGAACGAGAAGGUCAAAAUGCCCAACAAUCGGUGCGUUGCUGAACAGCGCAUAACCUGUCUGAGAAGAAAGCUACAGAAGAAUCCUGAGUUCUUUGAGGACUACAAGAGCUUCAUGCACACGAUCAUUGAAAAGGGCUAUGCCAUUCAAGUUCCACCACACCAGCUGAACCGUGACGACAACAGGGUGUUCUACAUACCACACCACGGUGUUUAUCACCCGAAGAAGAAAAAGCUCAGGGUGGUUUUUGACUGCACCGCCUCCUUCCAGGAUCGAUCUUUGAACAGUGAGUUGCUUCAAGGGCCCGACAUGACCAACACAUUGGUUGGUGUCCUCUUAAGAUUUCGUGAGGAACCUGUGGCGUUAAUGGCAGACAUUGAGUCGAUGUUUUAUCAGGUUAAAGUGCCAGAACAUGACGCAGACCUUCUACGUUUUCUUUGGUGGCCAAACGCCAAGUUGACUGAACCUGUGGAAGAAUUCCGGAUGGCAGUGCACCUCUUCGGAGCCACCUCUUCGCCGAGUGUUGCCUCAUAUGCGCUAAGAAGAACUGCUGAAGAUCACAGAGACGUUGCAUCCCUAGAAGCCGUUCAGACAGUCCUCCGUAACUUCUAUGUGGAUGACUGCUUGAAGAGCCUAGCAACAGAAGAUGAUGCAGUGACCUUAGCAAAAGAUCUGCGGACUUUGUGUGUCAGUGGAGGCUUUACUUUGGCGAAGUGGAUGAGUAAUAGCAGAAAGGUGUUGCUAUCAAUCCCAGAGGCUCACAGAGCUAGUGAAGUGAAAGACCUGGAUCUGAGACAUGACGCUUUGCCAGUUGAAAGGACCCUCGGUGUCCAGUGGGACACGGAAUCCGAUCAUUUCACUUACCGAAUGAAGCUGCAAGACAAACCGAUGACCAGAAGAGGCAUCUUAUCAGUUGUCAAUUCCAUCUACGACCCCCUCGGCUUUCUGGCCCCGGUCAUCUUGCCAGCUAAACUACUGUUGAAAGAACUCUGUAAAGAACAACAUGGGUGGGAUGAAGACGUCGGUGAGAAGCAUGCUGAACAUUGGAGAAAGUGGAUUGAAGAUGUUACUCACCUCUCCAACUUUCGCGUGAACAGGUGUUUGAAGCCUUUGGAUUUAGGAUGCACUGCAGCAGCGCAGUUGCACCAUUUUUCAGAUGCCUCUGAGUACGCAUAUGGCACUGUGUCUUAUCUGUUAUUGGAGAAUACAGAAGGCAAGAAACAUUGUGCGUUCCUUAUGGGAAAAUCAAGAGUAGCCCCACUCAAGUUGAUCACUAUCCCAAGACUUGAGCUGACCGCAGCGGUUGUGGCAGUGAAGGUAGACAAGAUGCUACAGCAAGAACUUAAGAUCCCACUGCAACAAUCCAUCUUCUGGACAGAUAGCACUACAGUGCUCAGAUACAUCGACAGCGAAACAGCCCGUUUCAAGACAUUCGUCGCUAACAGAAUUGUACUCAUCAGAGAAGCAACCAAGCCGUCACAAUGGAAGCAUGUUAGGACGACAGAGAAUCCUGCAGAUCAAGCCAGCAGAGGCCUGAAGGCAAAGAACUUGGUCCAAGGGGGAACCUGGAUCAACGGGCCAAACUUUUUGUUGAACAGUGAAAGUGACUGGCCAGAGCAGCCAGACAGAAAAGAAGAAAGCCUUCCAAACGAUCCGGAAGUCAAGAACAAAGUCACUGUCAACGCAAUCAAGGUCAAAGAAGAUAUGGAACCAUUGAACGAACUGAUAAACUACUACUCAGAUUGGCAUAAAUUGAAAAGAUCAGUAGCCUGGAUUUUGAAAGUAAAGGAAACUCUCUGGAAGCUGAAGGAAGAAAGAAAAGAGUUAUUACAAACAAUCCAUCAAACUGAAAAGGACCCUGAAAAGCAAAAGUCAAAAUUAGAACAACACAUGAAGAAAUACAAAAGAACAAUAGGAAAGAAAUCACUUACCUUGGAUGAUUUAGUAGCUGCUGAAUCAGAGAUAAUCCGAUGCAGCCAGAGACAGCAGUUCAGAGAAGAGGUCAAAACCUUGCAGAAGAGCAGACAGCUCAGCCGCAGCAGUCAGUUGUUCAAACUGGACCCCAUUCUCCAAGACGACACUUUAAGGGUUGGUGGAAGACUCAACAAGUCUGCUAUGCCAGAAAAUGCUAAACAUCCAGUGAUUCUGUCUAAGCAUAGCAGAGUCGCCACACUGAUUUUAAGAGACAUACACCAAAGAACAGGACACUGUGGACGCAGUUAUGUCUUGGCACAGCUUAGACGCAAGUACUGGAUCCCACAGGCCAAUUCUGCAAUCCGAAAGAUAAUCAGCAAAUGUACAACAUGCCGCAGGAUCAAUGGAAAGGUUGGAGAGCAGAAGAUGGCAAGCUUGCCUGAAGAUCGCCUCUUGCCAGACAAACCUCCUUUCACAAACACCGGUGUUGAUUUCUUUGGACCGUUUGAUGUCAGACGGGGCCGGGGUACGGUCAAGAGAUACGGCGUGAUGUUCACUUGUCUCACACUCAGAGCGGUGCACAUUGAAGUUGCAGAUAGCCUUGACACUGACUCUUGCGUUAAUGCAAUUCGACGUUUCAUAAGCAGAAGAGGCCAAGUUACCAUCAUGAGGUCGGAUAAUGGCACUAAUUUUGUGUCCGCUGAAAGAGAACUGAGAGAAGCCAUCCAACAGCUGGAUAACAUCAAGAUUGAAAGAGUCCUGCAACCAAAAGGGAUAAAGUGGAUAUUCAACAGCCCAGCAGCCUCUCACCAAGGUGGGGUUUGGGAAAGACAAAUCCGGACAGUGCGAAGGAUCCUUAAUUCCUUAUUGAAAGAACAGACAGUGAAUGAUGAUUGCCUACACACAAUAAUGUGUGAAGUGGAAAGUAUCAUAAAUGGCAGGCCGCUCACAAGCGUCUCAGAUGAUGUGAACGACGUUGAGCCUCUGACACCGAACCACUUGUUGUUGCUGAAAUGUCAACCUAGCAUACCUCCAGGCAUAUUCAGCAAAGAUGACACAUACACAAGAAGAAGAUGGAAACAAGUCCAAUAUCUCGCGGAUUUAUUCUGGACCAGAUGGACACGUGAGUAUCUUCCACUUCUACAGGAGCGCCAGAAAUGGCUGAAGCCUAGAAGAAACUUCAUGACCGGAGAUGUCGUGCUACUAGUGGACAGUUCCUCUCCACGCAACUCCUGGCUCAUGGGGAAGGUUGUGGAAACAUUGCCAGACUCAAAUGGAACAGUGAGAAGAGUAAAGCUAAAGACUAAAACCAGCACGCUGGAAAGGCCUGUAAACAAGCUGUGCCUAUUGGAAGAGGCAAUAUCAGAAGACUGAAGAGAGAAGAUACUAGUUUAAAAGUUUAUGGACAUUUGAAGUAUUGUGGCUCUUGUUUGUUGUUAUAAUGUUUAAGUUAUAAUUGCUUAGUCCUCCUGCCUAACCAAUUAGGGGCCGGGUAAUGUAAGAGCCAAAUUCAUGAUUUCAUGUGUUAUAAUAAUUUAGUUUAAAAAGAUUUAAAAAGGUAUCUGAAGAUAAAUAAUUUCAUUAGGAUUUGAAAGAAUGUUUAGGUUGAACUAUAUAAUUUAGUAUUGCAUUUAAAAGCUGAAUAACUUGUAAGAAUGUAAGCUUCCAAUCAGAUGACGUUACGUCAGUGUUAUACCUGCGUAUGGAACUUUUAGUUUAGAUUUGAGCUCAGAGAUGUUGGAAGCGACAUAGUUUUUUGACCGUGUGAACUUGUAACUCUAAGUUUUCUAGUAAACAUUUUUUAAUGGAAGAUUUACUUGUCUCACUCGCGUGUCAAUUAAUAGUUUCUAAGACUGAACUCAAAAUUGUGGUACAGAAGACUCAGAACAGACGGAGUG
Messenger RNA from Clupea harengus (Atlantic herring), 5348 nucleotides. RefSeq lists its product as uncharacterized. The record is from RefSeq and is a predicted model, not a curated record. The transcript has 2 exons. The coding region runs from base 973 to 4824 and encodes 1283 amino acids. Lineage: Eukaryota; Metazoa; Chordata; Actinopteri; Clupeiformes; Clupeidae.